Molecule: messenger RNA, 1020 nt
Organism: Prunus mume (Japanese apricot)
Lineage: Eukaryota; Viridiplantae; Streptophyta; Magnoliopsida; Rosales; Rosaceae
Gene: OFP15
Product: ovate family protein 15
Biological process (GO): negative regulation of DNA-templated transcription
Source: RefSeq, a predicted model, not a curated record
CAACCAUCUCUCUGACUGGCCAUUAAUGCCACACUUCACAGCUCCAAAAUUCAUUUGAAAGUUUUGAAACCCUCAUUUCUCAAAAUCAGAGAGAGAUGGGCAAGAAAAUGAAGCUCCCUUUUCUCUCCAAGAACACAGAGGCAUCAAGAUAUUCUUCUUCUUCUUCUUCAACAUGGCCUUGGCCUUCUUGCUCGCAACCCAGAACCCUCUCUUUCAGAAGAGGCAAUGAUAUCUUUAAGACCAUAAACUCAGCCUACUUUGACACAAGCACCACAGAAGUGAUAGAAACACCAGACUCAUUCUUCACCAACUCAUCUGAGUCAUGUCCAAGCUUCUCCACAGCCUCUGAAGACUCAGGUUUGGAUCCAGUGGAGACAGUGAUCAAAGGGUUGAGGUCAGAGAGGCUCUUCUUUGAGCCUAAGGCAGGUGAGACAAGCUCUAUAGUAAUGGAGGAGGAGGCUAAGGGAGCAGCAGAUGGUGAGGAGCUUAAUAUUGUUCCAUUCAAGGAGAGUGUGGUUUUGUCAAUGGACUCUCCAGACCCCAUUGUGGAUUUUAGGAAAUCCAUGGAGGAAAUGGUGGAGGCCCAUGGUUUGAAGGAUUGGGAUCAUCUUGAGGAGCUUUUGUGUUGGUAUUUGAGGGUCAAUGCGAAAAGCAAUCAUGGGUAUAUUGUUGGAGCUUUUGUUGAUCUCUUGGUAGGUCUAGCUUUUAGUAGUGGUUCUACUAAUUGUUCUUGUUCUUGUAAUAUUAAUUCUCCUUCUUCUCCUUUAUCUAAUUUUUAUAACAGUACUGCUAGUACUUCUUCUUUAUCAUCUUCUUCUAUUCCUUGUGUCUCAUCAAUAGAGCCUGAGGAAGAAUCUGAAAGCACUCCUUGUUUGUCUUCAUUGUUGGAAGCUGAGGAAGAUCAGAUUCAUGAAGAAGUUGAAGCGUUGUCAUCUUCAUCUUAGGCUUAGUUAGGUGCUUUGAUUCAAUGGAAAAUAUAUGUAUACUACUAGUGGAAAUUAUGAUAGUGAAACCUUUUGA